AUGAAUAAAAAAAUAUAUAAUUUAGUUACCGUUGUUUCCUUUAUCCUUCUGAUUGUAACAAUACAAUCUUUUACAAAUAAUGAGGAUUUAAAUAAAUAUGUCAAGAAAAAUAAGAACGUACAUGAUGAAUAUGAACUAAACAGUAUAUAUAUAAAUAAUAAUGAAAAAUUUAGACAUAGAAGUCUUUCAGAAUAUAGUUUAGAAGAUGAUUACACUUUCGGUUCCGAUACAAUUAAAGAACUUUCAAAUAACAAAAAGUCUAAUUGUUUUAAUUGUUUUAAUAUAUUUAAAAGAAAUAAAAAAAAUAAAAAAUCUUCAAAUACCAAUGGAUUUCCUUCUAAGGUAACAUUACUAGUUGGAAAUGUUCCGCAUAGCUUUCCUGUACAAAGUCCAGAACAUUAUCAGUUUUUAUUAAAUUUAAAAAACAGAUUAGAUAAUCACCCUUCAAAUUUAAAACUAAAUGAAUAA
This is a messenger RNA of Plasmodium yoelii, 468 nucleotides long. RefSeq names its product fam-c protein. Bases 1 to 468 code for a protein of 155 amino acids. The transcript is spliced from 2 exons. The record is from RefSeq and is a predicted model, not a curated record. Lineage: Eukaryota; Apicomplexa; Aconoidasida; Haemosporida; Plasmodiidae.